Messenger RNA from Electrophorus electricus (electric eel), 1129 nucleotides. It is a transcript of the gene commd9, whose product is annotated as COMM domain containing 9. Lineage: Eukaryota; Metazoa; Chordata; Actinopteri; Gymnotiformes; Gymnotidae. The record is from RefSeq and is a predicted model, not a curated record.
UGAUCACGUGACAGGCACGUUCGCGGAGUCAGUUCAAGAUGUCUCCAAUCGCGGAAAGGCACUUCAGUUCAUUGCAGCUCUUAUUAAAGGCCCCAUCCAAAGACGUAGUACGACAGCUGUGUACUGACAGUUUCCCGUUGAAGACACACAAGUCGCGGGCUCUGGUGGACGGCACCGUGCGGCUCCUGUCUGUGUCCAGUGAUCAAGCGUCGCAGUUGCUGACAGCUUUUCACCUACUCUCGCAUCACGUCGUGUUCCACAACUUAACAACGCCAGAACAAAUCCUGGCCAUUUUCCCAGAUACUUUCCACUCAAACCUCAAAAAUCUCAUCACCAAGAUCCUGCUGGAGCAAAGUGUGAUCUGGAGAAAUGAAGCCUUGGCCAAUCAGAUCUCUUUGCCACAGCUUGUAGAUAUGGAGUGGAGAGUGGACAUAAAGACAUGUUCAGACUCUGUGAGUCGCAUGGCUGUGCCUACCUGUAUUUUGAGCAUGAAGAUCCAGGACUCACCUCAUAUCAACAGCAGUCCAUGUGAGUCUUCAGUUACUGUGGAAUUGAGCAAAGAAACCAUGGACACCAUGCUGGACGGCCUGGGCCGUGUCAGGGAUCAGCUUUCCGCUGUAGCUGGAAGAUAGUUUGGAUCGGCUUCACACUAGAGAUACACACCCAUACCCAAUCUUCAGUUUAGCUACUAAUUACCAGUGUCACUCACUACUCCCUGAUCUCAUAUUUCCAGUCCUCAUACAAAUAGGUUGGAAGACUUUGCAUCAUUUCUGGACUGUCAGCUACACAGCACCAUUGGGCAGGCCAAGUGCUCGGAAAUGCAGUUAGGACCACCUGGAAUUGCUAAUAACUGGCUGAUGUGUUGUAUAAGAGAAUAACCCAGCUAGCAUUCUUGCCUUUGCAGUAGGAACCUACUGCAAGGUCUUCACAGGUGCCCUAACUGACAUUCAAACAGGUUAAUGAAAAUAAUGGUGUGUCUUUCAAUUUCUAAAGGUUUUGUUUUUCUCCAAAAGAAUGCGCUUUACAAUUUAGAAAAUGCAUUAGUUUGCAAACUAACCUUCAGAAUACGCAUAAUGUUGUUACUUUAUGUAAAAAUAACAGCACUGUAAAAUAAAAAAAACAAAACUGA